Messenger RNA from Thecamonas trahens ATCC 50062, 651 nucleotides. RefSeq names its product eukaryotic translation initiation factor 3 subunit K. Bases 1 to 651 code for a protein of 216 amino acids. NCBI's taxonomy places the organism in Eukaryota, Apusomonadida, Apusomonadidae. Gene Ontology annotation, molecular function: ribosome binding; translation initiation factor activity. The transcript is spliced from 3 exons. The record is from RefSeq and is a predicted model, not a curated record. Gene Ontology annotation, biological process: regulation of translational initiation. Gene Ontology annotation, cellular component: eukaryotic translation initiation factor 3 complex; cytoplasm.
AUGUCGACUUCUGUUGCCGAGCUGCUCAAGCCGGCCUCCCGGUUCGACGUCAACUCCCUCCCUGCCAUGGAGAAGAUUGUCCGCGAGCAUGUCGCAUCGGGCGAGUACAAUGUUGAGCUCAACCUUGCUGUGCUCAAGCUGUAUCAGUUCAACCCGCAACUGUAUCAGUUCAACCCGCAAGCGACCAACGAGGAGAUCAUCUCGCUGGUGCUGGCCAAGGCCAUGAUGGCUCUCCCGGCGCCUGACUUUCAGCUUGCUCUGUACCUCAUCCCGGAGGCGGCUCUGACUGACAUGCACCGCUCGCUCGUCGACCUGGCCAACCUGCUCGACACGGCCAAGUUCCGCGCCUUCUGGGACGCCUUUGGCUCGUCGCCGGCCGAGGACCUGCUCGGCUCGAUCGCCGGCUUUGGCGACGCCAUCCGUGGCUUUGCGGCAUCGGUGGUCUCCUCAACCUUCCAGCUCAUCGACCUCUCCGAGCUCGCUGACCUCCUCUUCCUCGACCAGGCCGCCGCCGCCGCUUACGCCGAGAAGGCUGGCUGGGCCGUCGACUCGGACAACGCCACCGUCUCCAUCCCGCUCAACGAGUUCAACCAGGCCAAGGCCAAGGAGAUCAAGGAGGACAUCCGCUUUGAGCAGAUCGCCCAGCUCUAA